Messenger RNA from Carlito syrichta (Philippine tarsier), 1533 nucleotides. RefSeq names its product serpin family B member 5 (gene SERPINB5). The transcript is spliced from 7 exons. The coding region runs from base 288 to 1415 and encodes 375 amino acids. Gene Ontology annotation, molecular function: serine-type endopeptidase inhibitor activity. NCBI's taxonomy places the organism in Eukaryota, Metazoa, Chordata, Mammalia, Primates, Tarsiidae. The record is from RefSeq and is a predicted model, not a curated record. Gene Ontology annotation, biological process: negative regulation of endopeptidase activity.
GAGCAUGUUGGAGGCCUUUGGAAGCUGUGAAGACAACAGCAACUUCAGCCUGCAUCAUUUUUUUCAAUCGCAGACAGGCCGCCAAGAGGCAUGACCAAGAACGGAGUGCAGCGGCGGGCGGGGCCGGAGAGCGAAGGUGGGCGUGGCCGCAGUGGGCGGGGCGGCUGAGCAGGUGAGCUCCCAGCUCCUGCCUGAGAGGGUUGCUUCCACGUCCAGGUCUUUGUGCUCCUCGCCUGCCCUUUUUCUUUGCGGAGCGUUUUCCAGGAUACUGUGACUCCAGGCCCACAAUGGAUGCCCUGCAACUGGCAAAUUCGGCUUUUGCUGUUGAUCUGUUCAAACAACUUUGUGAAAAGGAGCCAGUGGGCAAUGUCCUUUUCUCUCCAAUCUGUCUCUCCACCUCUCUGUCACUUGCUCAAGUAGGUGCUAAAGGUGACACCGCAAAUGAAAUUGGACAGGUUCUUCACUUUGAAAAUGUCAAAGAUGUGCCCUUUGGAUUUCAAACAGUAACAUCAGCUAUAAACAAACUUAGCUCCUUUUACUCAUUGAAAGUAAUUAAGCGGCUCUACGUAGACAAAUCUCUGAAUCCUUCAACAGAGUUCAUCAGCUCUACAAAGAGACCUUAUGCCAAAGAAGUGGAAACUGUUGACUUCAAAGAUAAACCGGAAGAAACGAAAGGGCAGAUCAACAAUUCAAUUAAGGAUCUCACAGAUGGCCGCUUUGAGAACAUUUUAGCUGAUGAUGGUGUGAAUGACCAGACCAAAAUCCUUGUGGUUAAUGCUGCCUACUUCGUUGGAAAAUGGAUGAAGAAAUUUCCUGAAUCAGAAACAAAAGAAUGCCCUUUCAGAGUCAACAAGACAGACACCAAACCAGUGCAAAUGAUGAAUAUGGAAGCCACGUUCUGUAUGGGAAACAUCGACAGUAUCAACUGUAAGAUCAUAGAGCUUCCUUUUCAAAAUAAACACCUCAGUAUGCUUAUCCUACUACCCAAGGAUGUGGAGGAUGAGUCAACAGGCUUGGAGAAGAUUGAAAAACAACUCAGCUCAGAGUCGCUGUUGCAGUGGACUAAUCCCAGCACCAUGGCCAACGCCAAAGUCAAACUCUCCAUUCCAAAAUUUAAGGUGGAAAAGACAAUUGAUCCCAAGGCUAGUCUGGAAAACCUAGGGCUGAAACAUAUCUUUAACGAAGACACAUCUGAUUUCUCUGGCAUGUCAGAGACCAAGGGAGUGGCUCUAUCAAAUGUUAUCCACAAAGUGUGCUUGGAAAUAACUGAAGAUGGCGGGGAUUCCAUAGAGGUGCCAGGAUCACGGAUCCUGCAGCACAAGGAUGAAUUCAAUGCCGACCAACCAUUUAUUUACAUAAUCAGGCACAACAAAACUCGAAACAUUGUUUUCUUUGGCAAGUUCUGUUCUCCUUAAGUGGCAUAGCCUACCUUAAGUCCCCCUAACUUUUCUACGGAUUCAGAUUUUUGUAAACUCUACUUCUAGAGAAUCACUUUCUAAAUAUAAUACAUUGCUAAUGUUGCUGAAUCAGGAA